Messenger RNA from [Torrubiella] hemipterigena, 237 nucleotides. The record is from the annotation of a GenBank genome assembly. Lineage: Eukaryota; Fungi; Ascomycota; Sordariomycetes; Hypocreales; Clavicipitaceae.
AUGUUCGUAAGUAUUAGCUUCAUUAGCUGGAAGGCUGGUUUUCACCUUUGCCGUGUCUGUAUAUGUAUUUGUAACGAUGUUAGACCAACAACAAUAAUGGCAGUCGAGUCCUUCAGAUGUAAGCCUGCCCUGUGGCAUCCACCAACUACACCAAUGUGUAACUGUAGAACAAGAGCAAUGCUCCAUUCGACAUGGCUUUCGAUUUGCCGCAAUGUCGCCUAUAUGAAUUCUCUAUAG